AUUCGGAAUUUGAAUUAGAAAAGGAUGAACAAGAAGUUGAACCAGUAGAACAAGAAUUCGAAUUAGAUGAACAAAUAUCUGAACUAGAUGAACAAGAAUUUGAAAUAGACAAACAAGAAUUUGAAAUAGAUAAACAAGAAUUUGAAAAGGACAAUUAUG
Molecule: messenger RNA, 159 nt
Organism: Dentiscutata erythropus
Lineage: Eukaryota; Fungi; Glomeromycota; Glomeromycetes; Diversisporales; Gigasporaceae
Source: the annotation of a GenBank genome assembly